AUGCCUGCCUCCGUGCACUCCCAAGACCAGGACCAGUCCAUGAUGGACGCCACCGCCGCGGCACCUCAAGAACAAGAGCAGCAGGUCGAGCAAGAAGAAGUGUUGGAGGAAAAGCGGAUCACUGUCCUUCCCGGAGCUACCGAGACAGCAGCCUCUUUCCAGUUUGACGGCGAGGGUCAUACAUUGGGUAAUGCGCUACGAUAUGCCAUCAUGAAGAAGUAUGUACUACUUCCUCAAGUUGAAUUCUGUGGAUAUACUAUUCCCCAUCCUUCGGAGACCAAGAUGAACCUGCGUAUUCAGACUUAUGACACAACGAACGCAGUGGAAGCACUGGAGAAGGGCUUGGAUUCCCUGAUGGAUUUGUGUGAUGUUGUUACGGACAAGUUCACCGCCUCUCGUGAUGCCUUCAAUGCCUCUCAGGCUGAUAAGAUGAGCUCUUGA
Molecule: messenger RNA, 441 nt
Organism: Aspergillus bombycis
Lineage: Eukaryota; Fungi; Ascomycota; Eurotiomycetes; Eurotiales; Aspergillaceae
Product: DNA-directed RNA polymerase core subunit RPC19
Exons: 4
Coding region: 1-441 (146 amino acids)
Biological process (GO): DNA-templated transcription
Cellular component (GO): RNA polymerase III complex; RNA polymerase I complex
Molecular function (GO): DNA-directed RNA polymerase activity; protein dimerization activity
Source: RefSeq, a predicted model, not a curated record